AGCGUGGGUCCCCGCGUCCGGCAUGGCGAGAACGGCAGCGGCGCGCGCCCGUCGCAGCAGCAACCUCCUCCUCCGCCGCCGCCGCGGCUGCUGGCACUAGACCCGGGAAGCCGACGCCUGCGCGCUGAGUCCUCGUCGCCCCGCUUGCCUCCGCGCCGGCGCUGCGAUGGAGUAAGGGCCCCCGCUGCUGGUCCGUGAGAAGCGUGCCCCGCCUGGACCUCCCCGGGCCCGCUCCCGUGCGCGCCAGCUCCACCCGGAGGUGCCUCCGCGGCCGGACAUGCUGCUCGAGCGCAGGCCGCCCGCCGAGCCGCGGGGCUAGACCGAGAGCCGAUCCCGUCCGGAGCACCCAGCCGCGGCCGCCUCGGACGAACUCGAUCGCCGGUUUCUAUCUCUCAAUCUCUCUCUCUCUCGGGUCUGCAAGUCUCAGGGACGGAGGAGGGGCGCCAAGGCCUUCAUGUGUGGGAGGAUCGCUUCAGCUUCUCAAACUUGCACGGAUUUUGGUUGCUGCUUUGGCCCGUGGUUCCGCACGGAUUUCUUCCGAAUUGUUGCAAAAUCGCCAUUGUUCCCUGGCUGCUUACAAACUUGGAUCCGGAAUUUCUCUUCAACCGGGAGCCAUUGGUGUCGAAGUGUCUGCAAUGAACCCGGUGAAUGCUACUGCUCUCUACAUUUCCGCGAGCCGCCUAGUGCUCAACUACGACCCCGGAGACCCCAAGGCGUUUACAGAGAUUAACAGGCUCUUGCCUUACUUCCGACAGUCCCUCUCGUGCUGUGUUUGCGGACAUUUGCUACAAGAUCCUAUUGCACCCACCAACUCCACCUGCCAACACUAUGUCUGCAAAACUUGUAAAGGCAAGAAAAUGAUGAUGAAACCUUCAUGUAGCUGGUGCAAAGACUAUGAGCAGUUUGAGGAAAACAAGCAGUUAAGCAUCCUAGUGAACUGCUACAAGAAACUGUGUGAAUAUAUCACCCAGACAACACUGGCACGGGAUAUAAUAGAAGCAGUUGACUGUUCUUCUGAUAUCUUAGCUUUGCUUAAUGACGGAUCAUUGUUUUGUGAGGAGACAGAGAAACCUUCCGAUUCAUCCUUCACUCUGUGUUUGACACAUUCCCCAUUACCGUCCACUUCAGAACCCACAGCUGACACUCAAGCUAGUUUAUCUCCAAUGUCUGAAAGCACCCUCAGCAUUGCCAUCGGCAGUUCUGUUAUCAAUGGAUUGCCUGCUUACAAUGGGCUCUCAAUAGAUAGAUUUGGAAUAAAUAUCCCUUCACCUGAACAUCCAAAUACUAUUGAUGUCUGUAAUACUGUUGAUAUAAAAACCGAGGAUCUGUCUGACAGCCUGCCACCUGUCUGUGACACAGUAGCUACUGACUUAUGCUCCACAGGUAUUGAUAUCUGUAGUUUCAGUGAAGACAUAAAGCCUGGUGACUCUCUCUUGCUGAGUGUUGAGGAAGUACUCCGCAGCUUAGAAACUGUUUCAAAUACAGAGGUUUGCUGUCCUAAUUUGCAGCCAAACUUGGAAGCCACUGUAUCCAAUGGCCCUUUUUUGCAACUUUCUUCCCAGUCUCUUAGCCAUAAUGUUUUUAUGUCUACCAGCCCUACACUUCAUGGGUUAUCAUGUACAGCAGCAACUCCGAAGGUAGCAAAGUUGAACCGGAAACGAUCCAGAUCUGAAAGUGACAGUGAGAAAGUUCAGCCACUUCCAAUUUCUACCAUUCUCCGAGGCCCAACGCUGGGGGCAUCUGCUCCUGUGACUGUGAAGCGGGAAAGCAAAAUCUCUCUUCAACCUAUAGCAACUGUUCCCAAUGGAGGCGCGACACCCAAGAUCAGCAAAACUGUACUGUUAUCUACUAAAAGCAUGAAAAAGAGUCAUGAACAUGGAUCCAAGAAAUCUCACUCUAAAUCCAAGCCAGGUAUUCUUAAAAAAGACAAAGCAGUAAAGGAAAAGAUUCCUAGUCAUCAUUUUAUGCCAGGAAGCCCUACCAAGACUGUGUACAAAAAGCCCCAGGAAAAGAAAGGAUGUAAAUGUGGGCGUGCUACUCAAAAUCCAAGUGUUCUUACAUGCCGCGGCCAACGCUGCCCUUGCUACUCUAACCGGAAAGCCUGCUUAGAUUGUAUAUGUCGUGGCUGCCAAAACUCCUAUAUGGCCAAUGGGGAGAAGAAGCUGGAGGCAUUUGCAGUGCCAGAAAAGGCCUUGGAGCAGACCAGGCUCACUUUGGGCAUUAAUGUGACUAGCAUUGCUGUGCGUAACGCAAGUACCAGCACCAGUGUGAUUAAUGUCACAGGCUCCCCAGUAACAACAUUUUUAGCCGCCAGUACACAUGAUGAUAAAAGUUUGGAUGAAGCUAUAGAUAUGAGAUUCGACUGUUAAAUCAGUGGGUCUUUAAACCUACCCCUGGUAGGAAGUAGCUACAGCUUUACGGCAGCUAUGGUUCUGUUGGUUUAACUUGCCGGAGCUCCUGCAUAUAGAUCACUUGUAUCAAGUGUUUUCAUUGCUAAGUUAUAUGUGUUAGUGUCGGGGAAAUAGUUUGCAGAUAACGGAGGAGUAACCCUACAACUAUAUGUUCUUAGUUCUUACAGAACCUCAUAGUUUGAGAACAAAUGCUGAUGCAACUGAUUUAUACAGAAUGAACUUUGGCAAGGAAAAUAACAAUAACCUCAUUGUUUAUGGUCAUGCUUUGUGCAUAAUCAAAGUUGAUGAUUAAAUGUAAGGAAGUGGUAUCUAGUCAGUCCAUAAAGAUUGUGCUUUUUUUUUUUUUUUUUUUUU
Acomys russatus (golden spiny mouse) is the source of this 2765-nucleotide messenger RNA. It is a transcript of the gene Msl2, whose product is annotated as MSL complex subunit 2. Gene Ontology annotation, molecular function: ubiquitin protein ligase activity. The record is from RefSeq and is a predicted model, not a curated record. The coding region runs from base 636 to 2369 and encodes 577 amino acids. The transcript has 2 exons. NCBI's taxonomy places the organism in Eukaryota, Metazoa, Chordata, Mammalia, Rodentia, Muridae. Gene Ontology annotation, cellular component: MSL complex.